AGCAACUCUUCACAACUAAACCACCGGCCAUCAACAAUUGAUUCCAAGAUGAAGAUUGAUCUCAACUUUUCUUUUUUCCUUUGUAUUAUUUUCACAAUUAAUUCAAUUAUUUGUGAUGAUUUCAAAUGCACUGAGAGGGGUAAAGUCGGUGAAUUAAAAGUUCCAAAUGUUCUCAGUUUGAUUGAUAAACAAACAGGUUAUCGUUCGUCUGUUGAAAUUUCAUCUCCGAUUCAUUAUAACACAUUGGUCCAUGAUUAUUUUGAUGUGAAAAACAAUGUUGGAUAUAUCGACUUGGAGCAGACCAUCCAUAGUACAAUGAGUCGUAGUUAUUAUUAUCAUUCAACAGAGGAAAAGAUUACUAUUGGUGCAAAAACUUGCAAAAACUUGGACUUAACUCAGAAUGAGAAGAUCGAAUCAAUCAAAGAUUGGUUUGAACCAAAAGAUAUUGUCGCAAGCUCAGAUAUGUUUAAAGAUUUGGUUCAUUUGGGACCAACAGUGUUGAUGAUUUAUGCCAACAGUAUUAGUGAUAAAGCUUCGUUCAUAGGAUCCGAACUGAUUGUAGGUCGUGCUGUUAAUCAUUGGUUUUAUUGUUCUGAUCCUAAUGGACCUUACAUUGACUUUUACUUUGAUGUUAAGACCUCUUUGCCCUAUCGGUUCUCGUUGUAUUAUCCUGAAUGGAUUGAGACUCAGGAAGUCAUUUCAGUAAAUGAAACAAAAAUAGUUAAAAAGCAAGUUGAUUCCGAUUCUAAAUAUGUUUACAACUAUUACAUGUUCAAACCGUUGGUGAUAACAUCAGAUGAAGCCAUCCAAUUUCCAUUGGGUUAUGGGUGUGCUCGAAAAGGUGGUCGUGCAACCACUCCAUUACCAGAUUUUGGUCAAGUCAAAAAGUUCUCUAUGGACAUGGAAACGAUACUCACAUAUCAUGAUAGUGACCCGAUCAAAUCAACUGCUCGAGUCAUGAAACGAGGCGAUGUUUUUUCAUUCGAAAUUCAAGAAGAAACUGAUUUCGUUCGUUUCAUUGAAAUGCCUCGUCCUUUAGGGCGAUUCCAAGUGGAUGAACACACUGGUCGAUGCAAUUAUUUAACAGCAGAUUAUGGGUAUUAUGAAACACUAAUCACUCGUUGGCCUUUCCAUCAAGAUCGUGGCUUCAAUCUAUUGUCUUAUCUGGUUAUGAAACCAACUCUUAAACUAUAUUAUGGACCACAAUUCAUUGGUGAGAUACCUUUAGGACCAGCGCGAGUGAUGAAAUACAGAGCUCCUGACUUCUUCGCAGAUAAAGUUGAUGCUUUUGUCGAUUACUUUUACACACAGAACACCAGUGAUUCUGUUCCAAGUAAGAUCGUAUUCACUCCAGAUCGAAAUGAUUAUUAUUAUGAUUCCAUUGAUGCCCCAACUCAAGUUGAAGUAACCAUAGUUAAUUACCAAGACAGUUACAUUGAUUUUGAAGAUCGAUUCGAUGUUUCUGGUUGUUAUGAAGAACCUGGAAGCUUUACUUGGUUUCAACUCUUCAUUUCAAAUCCUUGGAUGAGUGAAUACAAUAUGGUAACAAUCAAGGAAUCAACAGAAGAAUACUUGACAUCAUUCAUUCCGAUAACUCGCAUUGGUGACAUCCAUGUGCAAGAAGUUGAUUCUAAUGUAUAUGUUACUGUUAAGCUUUAUGAUCGUGUACAUUUCAUUGAGACUUAUCGAUAUUCGACUCAACAAACGUUGAUGCGUCCUACAAAUAUCAUGCAAAGAUCUAAAGUCGAAGACUGUGAACAACUGUGCAGUGCAAAUCCCGACUGUUAUAAUUUUAGUUAUUGUGACGAUUAUGACUGCUCACUUUAUGCAAGUCUUCGUGGUAUCCCAUCGACAGAAUUCAAAUCAAAAUGCACAUACUAUAAUAGAGCAAGAGCGGAGGCCACUCAUUUAGUCAGUGAAAAUUAUUUGUCAACAAUACCACACGUAUUACAUCAGAUAAGGAAUAAAGUCUCAGCAGGCGAAUUUCGUUUAGACAAUGUUGACCUAUCAGUCGAAGAUUUGUUCAUCGUGAAUGGACCUGAAGAGAUCGGAGAUAUUUCCCAGGAACUAUAUACAAGUGGUUCAAGACCUUUAAGAGCUGAAGAUUUUCCGAUGAUCAAAACCGACCGUCUUUUCAAGGAAGCACAAUUCAGGAUCGAGAAAAGUACUCUUCAAGAUUGUUUCAUGGCUUGUGUCAAUGAUGAUGACUGUAGUGCACUUUCAUAUUGUGUUAAUACGAAUAAGGAAUGUAUUCUGAGUGGAGAAACGCCGAGUUCAUUGAAAGAAACACUUGAAGAUAAAACAAGUCAUGCAGAUGGAUGUAACAUCUAUCAAAAGUCCUUUAUGAAUCUAUUCCAUGAGUAUCCUGGCAAAAGUCUAGUUCUGGAUGCCGUCUCAACCUUAUCUAAUGUACCAAUUGGUGAUUGCGCUAAAAGAUGUGCUCAAUCAAAUGAUUUCAGUUGUGAAUCAUUCGAUUAUUGCCAAGAUAAUGGUAAAAGAAAUGAAUCGGUUUGUUUCUUACAUGUUAACCACAUUGAGAUAGACAAAGCUCAUCAAAUAAAUGCAACAAACUGGAAGUUAUCUAAAACCAAUAAUUUUUAUUGCUAUUCACUAAUUAUUCAAUCUAUUACUUUGACAGAAAAAUCUGAACUUGAUUAUGAACAUAAAGUUGGACUUUCAUUGAAAACGAAAGAAGCAAUUGUUGGUACCUUUGACCAUUUAUCACUAGAACACUGUGCUUCCAGAUGCAAUUCAGAUCCUAAUUGUUUCACUCUCGAGUUUUGUCAAUCUAUUGACUAUGAUCGAGUUUCCGAUAGUAGUGUUCCAUUGACGAGUUGUUCAUUGACAAACUUGAAACCAAGCAAUGCCAAUCAAACUGGACUAUUUGAAGAAACAAAAAGCACUAAAAAAAUUUGUUCAAUUUACAUAAAUCACAAUAAGAUCAGAGGAAAAAGCAAAACUGAUCCACAGCCAUCGACAUUAAUAAAACCACCUGAAUCACCGACUAAAUCAAAUAAUUUGAAGAUAGCAUUUGGAUUGGGGACAAUAGUCUGCUUAAUGGCCUUUGCUGGUGGAUUCAUGGGAUUUAAAUUCGCUGCUAAAAAAGGAGUCAUUUCAUAG
Messenger RNA from Tetranychus urticae (two-spotted spider mite), 3120 nucleotides. NCBI's taxonomy places the organism in Eukaryota, Metazoa, Arthropoda, Arachnida, Trombidiformes, Tetranychidae. The record is from RefSeq and is a predicted model, not a curated record.